Quercus lobata is the source of this 750-nucleotide messenger RNA. Its product is annotated as calmodulin-like protein 1. The record is from RefSeq and is a predicted model, not a curated record. NCBI's taxonomy places the organism in Eukaryota, Viridiplantae, Streptophyta, Magnoliopsida, Fagales, Fagaceae. The coding region runs from base 79 to 648 and encodes 189 amino acids. The transcript has a single exon. Gene Ontology annotation, molecular function: calcium ion binding.
CUUUGAUAGUGUAAAAGUAAACUAUCUUUUCUCUGUGUGACUUUUUCUUGCAACACAGCUCCAUUAAUCAUAUUAAUAAUGUCGAACUUGAGUUUUCUGAAUUUCCAAUAUGGAGUUUCAAGAAAACCUUCACUAAAACCAGCCCAGAGGCCAAGCAUCUCCAAGGAAAGACAACGCUCUAGCAAGAGCAUGUCAUCAAGUGGUAAUUUCCAGGCAAACGUGGAGGAGUUGAGAUGGGUUUUCAAUAAAUAUGAUAGCAACAAAGAUGGGAAAAUCUCCCAGGAGGAGUACAAGUUAGCCCUGAAGGCUUUGGAUUCAGGAAUUUCUGAAAUUGAGAUGGCCAAGGCAUUUCAGAGCAUUGAUUCUGACGGAGAUGGCUUCGUUGAUUUCAAAGAGUUCAUGGAAAUGUACAACGCGGGUGGUGGGGUUAAAGCAAGUGACAUUCAAAGUGCUUUUCAAGUGUUUGAUUUGGAUGGCAAUGGUAAAAUAAGCGCGGAGGAACCGUCUCAGGUUCUGAAGAAGCUAGGAGAGGGUUAUAGUCUGAAGGCUUGCCGGAAAAUGAUGAAAGGAGUGGACACCAAUGGGGAUGGUUUCAUUGAUAUAAAUGAAUUCAUGGCCAUGAUGGCAAGCUCCAAGAAACUGGCAUGAGUGAUAUUAUAUAUGUUCUAGCUCUUUUUUAUGGACCUCUUGUUCUUGUGCUUGUGUGGUUGUGUUGGUUCUUAAUAAUAUGUACUGGAAGUUUGGAACAAA